This is a messenger RNA of Sphenostylis stenocarpa, 774 nucleotides long. The record is from the annotation of a GenBank genome assembly. Lineage: Eukaryota; Viridiplantae; Streptophyta; Magnoliopsida; Fabales; Fabaceae.
AUGGCGCGUCUCAUAUCUCCAAACCCCAUCACGCUCCACAGAUUCCAGCCAUGUCUUCCAAUUCCUCGCUUCACUGCACAUCUUCGACACCGUCCCAUCAACGCCCGCAAAUUGCAGACCUUAGCUUGCCAAACAAAUCCUAAGCUCGAUCGAAAGGAUACCCCUCCAAAGGAACAAGAAAAACUGGUGCUUGAGCCUACCACGGACAAUACUCAAGCCACCAAGACAACAGCCACAAGUUCGCUUCCUCAGUUGCCGACCAAAGAUGUCAACAAAAAAAUCGCACUUGUUUCUACCUUAGCGGCUUUGGGGCUUUUCCUGUCUGCCAGGUUGGAUUUCGGCGUUUCUCUCAAGGAUCUCUCUGCCAUUGCAAUGCCUUACGAAGAGGCUCUCUCCAAUGGGAAACCCACUGUGGUGGAGUUUUAUGCAGAUUGGUGUGAGGUAUGUCGGGAAUUAGCUCCUGACGUAUACAAAGUAGAGCAGCAAUACAAGGAUCAAGUUAAUUUUGUAAUGUUGAAUGUUGAUAACACAAAGUGGGAGCAAGAGCUUGACGAGUUUGGCGUGGAGGGUAUUCCGCACUUUGCAUUCCUUGAUAAAGAAGGGAAUGAGGAGGGUAAUGUUGUGGGUAGGCUUCCAAGACAGUACCUGCUUGAGAAUGUGGAUGCCCUUGCUCGUGGACAAGCAUCCGUUCCUCAUGCUCGUGUUGUCGGCCAAUAUUCAAGUGCUGAAGCAAGGAAGGUGCAUCAAGUUGCUGAUCCAAGAAGUCAUGGUUAG